CGAAGGGAACACUGACAGCGUCGCAUCAAACAAGAAAGUAUUCUCUUCUCCCUCAAUUAACCCAGUUUCCCCUCCCCCCCCCCCCACAUGGCGUCCAAUUCUAGUAUAGACAUUAAGGGUGCGACCCAGCAUCUCCGGGACAUCCUCAAGCUCGACCGCCCCGGGAACAACACCGAUGCAUCAAGUGAUGGCCUGAGAAUGCCAUCAUUUAAUGGAGAGCUGAAUGGUUUAUUGGGAGCAGCCGGCCUUCUGGGAGGCACCGACCGGUCAACCAUGUCGGACUCCACCAGACCCAUCUCCACAGACCUCUGCAGCACUCAGGAGUGUCAGAUAAUCUGCCUUUCUGGUGACGAUGGCUCCACCUGUAUCCCCAUCACCUCCAACAACGUGGAGAUAGUGGCAAGUCAGGAUACCAGCAUCAACAGCAAGGCUCGUGGCAGUAACAAGGUGAAGAUUCAACCUGUUGCCAAGUACGACUGGGAACACAAGUAUUAUUAUGGCAGACUGAUCGCCGUGUCCAACUCCUUCCUGGCUUACGCCAUCAGAGGAGCCAACAACCACGCAAUGAUCCGCGUCCUGAGCGUGAGCUUCACUGAGCGCUCGCUGCUGAAGGGCUUCACCGGAGCGGUCACAGAUCUGGCUUUUGCCCACCUCGACUCCUCGCUGCUGGGCUGUGUCGACGAGGCGGGCAACCUGAUGGUCUGGCAGCUCACCUGCACUGGGAGCAAGAUACUUGAUCAGAUCGUGGUUCACAUCCGACGGCCAGAAGACUCUCCGCUGAGCUCCUACCGCCGCCUCAUCUGGUGCCCGUUCAUCCAGGAUGAGGACAACCAGGACGACACCAGCCAGACCCUCGCCCUUCUCCACGAAGACCUGGCUGAGGUGUGGGACCUGGAGGUGUUGAGAGCCAACCACAGCAGCUGGCCCGUAGAUGAAGCUGACGUAAAAGAAGGCCUCAUCCAAAUCGAUGGACAUACCCAGCGAGUCAGUGAGGGGGCCUUGUCUCCAGAUGGAACGGUGUUGGCCACGGCCAGCCACGACGGCUACAUCAAGUUCUGGCAGAUCUACAUCGAAGGGGUUCAAGACAAGCCGAGGUGUCUUCACGAAUUGCGGCCUCACGGAGGACGGCCCCUGUCCUGCCUUCUCUUCUGUGACAACCACAAAAGACAGGACCCCGAGUUAGUACACACCUGUGCACACGCACACCACUCUCAGGCUGUUGCUCUCUUCACAUUCCUCUCCUCCUCUCCUCUUUGUAGUGUUCCUUUCUGGCGGUUCCUUAUAACUGGAGCGGAUCAGAACCAGGAGUUGAAAAUGUGGUGCACAGUUUCCUGGACCUGCUUACAGACCAUCAGGUUUUCCCCAGAUCUGUUCAACUCGUCAGUUCUGCCGAGUCUGAAGGCCAGUCUGGACCUCGCUUCCGAGUUUCUGGUCCUCACCGACGUCCAGAGGAAGGUCCUGUACGUGAUGGAGCUCCGGCAGGACCUGGACAAAGGGAAGGCCAGUUUCACAGCGGUGUCCGAGUUCUUGCUGACCCACCCCGUGCUCAGCUUCGGGGUCCGGGAUGUCGCCCACUGCCGAUUGCGCCACACCGAGGUCCUCCCUGCAGAGGAGGAGAGUGAGAGCAUGACAGCAGAGGGAACUCAAGGACCAACAGAGUCCAAGUCUGGGAUCCAAAUUAAACUUUACUGUGUCCACACCAAGAGUCUGCAGGAUGUCCAGAUCUGGUUUCAGCCCAACUUGAGUUCCACACUCUUCUUGACCAACUCUGAGCCUCAGGAUGGUUUUGGGUUCUCAGACCAUCUCACUGACCAGAGCUCCGACAAGGAAUCAGGAAGUGGCUCCCAGACCGACCUCAGGAAGAUCCCAUCACUUCCUGCUACCACUGACUUCCUGUCAAACUCGGGUGCCAGCAGUCGCACCAAGCUGAUGACUCCCGAUGCCUUCAUGACACCCAGCACUUCGGUACCAGCUUCUCCCGGCAGCAGCGCCAGCAGUCUGACCAUCGUGACGGCCCUCAGCAGCAACUCUGACUCCACGAACAGAGCCAUGGACGAAGUCAGCCAGAGUCCGAGCAGAGCGGAGAACAUCGGCGGCAGCCUGACGCUCUCCACCAGCAGCCCGAGGGCGGUGUCCGGUGUGCUUAUGCCUGGACUGGAGAACAUUCAGCCAUUAGCUUCCCCGAGCGGGCCUCUCGCACUCGACAGCCCUCAGGUUCUGGACUCUCCCCUCCUGCCCCCCCUGGCCUCUCCGACCAGGGCCCGCUCCCCCGACGUCAUCUCCUCCGCCUCCACGGCCAUGUCCCAGGACAUGCCCGAGAUCGCGUCCCAGACGCUGCAGCUGCAGCGCGGUCUCGUGUCCAGCCUGGAGCCGCUACCUCUCUCUGCUCUCCAGACGGACAGCAUGGCGUCCGCCGCAUCCGCCCUGCACCUCCUCACCUCCCCGCGCACGGCUAACAACGGCUUGUUGCCUCUCGAGCUCGGCGGUGCCGACGGGCUCGUGGGCGGGGCGGUGGAGCCCGAGCCCAGACUCAAUCACACCCCGUCGCUACUGGAGAACGCCUUAUCGCAGGAGAACCCCGGGGCCGGGGGGGGGUCUCCAGACGGCGGUGUUGGCCACACACCGUGGCCGGCUGCGCCCGACAUCACCAGAGAAACCAGGAACAGUCUCAGGGACAACGGCCUUGGGGAAUGCUCAAGAGACGAGUCGAAGGACAGACACCUGGGCUCGCCGUACCACCGGCGCUCCUAUCACCUCGCACACAACGACAGUCAGGACGCCGGCGCGGAGCAGAGUGACCCUGACGACGAGGUGGCCAGCCUGGCGUCGUCCUCAGGAAACUGUGGCUCUCGUUCCUCUCACAGGCUGCCGGUUAAGGACUGGAAGACGUCGCCGCGAUCCUCGCCGAAAGUGAAGAGGAAGACGAAGAAAGAUGACAAUGAAUUGUCUCAGUCCAGGCAGAUGGACUCUGGACAGAUGAACACCGAGGUGCAGGACGAGCUGCUGAUGCUCCUGCGCAGCCAGCAGAGGGAGCUCACGGACCUGCGUGGUCAGAUCGAAGCCAUGCAGAGCACCAUCAUGGCCCAAGUGGAGCACGUCCUCAACAACCACCAGGAACAAGAGCAGCGCCGACUAGAGCGAGCUCUAGCCGAGAGUCAGAAUCAUCAGCAGCAGCUUCAGGAGCAACUCGGCCAGCAGCUCAGCGACACGCUCAGCACGGUGCUGACCAACCGGAUGGACAAGGUGCUCCGGGAGGAAAUGAAGAAGACCGUCCCGCCAGCGAUCUCCAAGAGUCUGGACCCGGUGACGGGGCAGCUGAGCAACACAAUCGCUGCCAAGCUGACCGCUGUGGAGAUCACCCUGAAGGACAACGUCAGCAAGGUGGUCAAGUCCAAGAACAUAACGGACGCUAUUGGCCGAGCGGCGGCCGAUGCCUUGCAGGGGCCCAUCCAGGCGGCCUACAAAGACGCCUUCCAGGGCACCGUGCUGCCCGUGUUUGAGAGAGGCUGCCAGUCCAUGUUCCAACAGAUCAACGACAGCUUUAAACAAGGCACACAAGAAUACAUCCUGCAGCUGGAGAGCCACAUGAAUGCCAGGAAGCAGAGGGAGCAGGAGGCGCGCGACCCCGUGAUCAGCCAACUGCAGCAGACCAUCGAGAGCUUCCUGAACUCCACCGAGCAGCUGACCAGCAGCAUCACGGCCAACGUGCGCGCAGAGGUCCAGCACCAGAUCCAGAUGAUGGUGGGAAAUCUGCAGGAGUCUAUUCUUAGCCACGUGCAGCGGAUCGUCAAAGGGGAGGUGACCCUCGCCAUGAAGGAGCAGCAGGUGGCGGUCACCUCCAGCAUCAUGCAGGCGAUGAGGUCAGCGGCCAGCACGCCGGUCCCCACGGCGCACCUCGACUACCAGACGCAGCAGGCCAACAUCCUGCAGCUCCUCCAGCAGGGCCAGCUGAACCAGGCUUUCCAGCAGGCUCUGUCUGCGACGGAUCUGAACCUGGUCCUCUACGUGUGCGAGACCAUCGACUCCCAGCAGGUGUUCGGGCAGCACCCGUGCCCCCUCAGCCAGCCCGUGCUGCUGUCGCUCAUCCAGCAGCUCUCCUCCAGCCUCACCACCCGCUCCGAGCUCAAGAUCAGCUACCUGGAGGACGCCGUGAUGAAUCUGGACCACGGCGACCCGCUGACCAGAGACCACAUGUCCUCCGUGUUGGCCCAGGUGCGGCCGAAGCUGUUCGCCUUCCUGCAGCAGGACCCCCACAGCCCGCUCAGCAAGAGGGCGCGGCGCCUCAUGAUGAUGCUGCAGGGGCUCGUCAGCCACUAGGCGCCCGCCGAGGGAGCGGCGCCGGAGGGCCGCCCACUCCAGAGAUAGCGGAGCCACACGAGUCCAUUUAUUGUUUUGCAAGUCCAUGUCAAACCCCAGAACCCCCCCCCCCCCACACACACACCUCUGAGCAGCAGUUGUUGUUGGAUGGAGGAGGAGGGCUCUGAAGUGACUGAGUUUGCCUGGGUCAAGAUGACGGAUCCCUCCAGCCCGCAUGUCAGACACGCAACCCCCCCUGCUCCCCCUGCACUAGUGAAGUGUCGCGUUAGGGAAUGGAAGCUGUCGUUGUUUCCGUUAGUUUUUUUUCUUCUUUCCUCGACAUAACACAAUAACGGUCCGGACAUCUCUCGGUCCGCUGUAGGUUCUUGGAGACCUUCACCCUGACCCCCCCGGAGCGGUACCGGUCGCCCCUCAUUGUUUGAUCUCCCACCACGGAAAACCCUGAAUGCCGUGCCGACAGCCGGGGGCUGAACUGUCGUUCCCGGCGGCGCCGUGACCCGGCGCUCCUCCUGCGGCCGCUCCCUCGAGAUGUGCACGCGAGUCCGGAUGUUCCGCGAGGCCCGGUUCCUUUUCCUUCCGGGCCUUUUUUCUUUAUUGUCGAACACGGAGCAGAAUCCUCGCCGGAGCCGCCGGGGAAUCCAGCCGCUGCAGGAUUACACUCAACAUCGGAGCUAAUCCCGGCGACCCAAAGUGCGUAACGCUCGACGCCGCCUCGUGUCUUUGGCCCGUUUCCUUUCAGUUGCUUGUUGCUCGGCUGGAGACGACGACCUCGCCGGGUCCAACCCGUCUCGCGGCUCCGAGGAGGAUCGCCGCGCCGAAUAGUUCUCCGCUGAAAGUUGAUUGAAUUGUGUUCCCGCGUUGUUAUUCAGGGUGGAGAGCGUGUCUCGCUGCGUCUCCAUCUGGCCUUGUUUUCUCACAAGUCAUCCUAACGGGACGUCUCCAUGGAUCACGUCACAUGACAGGAGGAGAAAUAACUGGUUUUUCUUGCAAUGGAACAAAUAUUUGCGGCGGCGCUCCGGGCCGAGCGGCAGCCGUCCAUGUGUGCGCCGCUCUGACCCGUCGACCACCCCCCCCCCCCCCAUGUGUUCCUCCGUGUCCCCCUGUUCUUUUUUUAUAUAUAUUUAUACAUAUACAUAUAUAUAUAUAAAACAUUUAGCGUUCGUAAGACUUGUAUACUUUGCUUAAAGAGUUGUCAAACUAGUUCUGAUGCAUAAUAAAAACACUUCCUAAACGUAAACGGUUACAGACGACGUUCAUUCAUCAGGUUAUUUACAGAUGUUUGUAGAGGCGGCUCCGGGCGGCGCCGCCGGGUCGGACUGCAGAUGUGCACCGGCCGGUCUGUCCUCUUUGUUCUGGUGCUUGUUAUUUUUUUGGGGGGAUUCAGAAUCAUUCGUGGCCGUUUUUUGUGCCAAUUUGUCGGAUCAGAGUUCUGUUCCGUUUGCCCUCCGUGUUUCGAGUCGUUGAGUUCUGGGUCGUCUAGCCAAGUGCCUUAUUGUGUUCCCGCGGGAUCCAUCCGGGCCUCGAGACGACGGGCAGCGUCCCAUCGAGCGUCUUCCCUCAGCGACCGCUUUUCUUUUUACCGUCGCGCGCGUUUGUCGCUAAGAAAUCUAAAUGAAAGUUGACUCAUCUGAACGCUGAUUUGGACGCCCAAUAAAAUGACCACGCAACAGAGGGAAGAGAGAGAGAUGAUACUCUGACUGCCACCACCAGAACCCCGGUGUAUUGGAGCUGUGUGUGUGAAACAACUGAGGCUAAAGUGUAUGUUGUUCUCUCUUUCCGUUCUGCUUGGAUGCUUAUGUUGUAUCUUUUACAGUUUUUAUUUCACCCUAAACAUUUUGGAAUAAUAAAAAAUUUAAAAAAGA
Pseudoliparis swirei is the source of this 6179-nucleotide messenger RNA. It is a transcript of the gene edc4, whose product is annotated as enhancer of mRNA decapping 4. Bases 88 to 4317 code for a protein of 1409 amino acids. Gene Ontology annotation, biological process: deadenylation-independent decapping of nuclear-transcribed mRNA. Gene Ontology annotation, molecular function: protein binding. NCBI's taxonomy places the organism in Eukaryota, Metazoa, Chordata, Actinopteri, Perciformes, Liparidae. The record is from RefSeq and is a predicted model, not a curated record. Gene Ontology annotation, cellular component: P-body. The transcript has 29 exons.